AUGAUUAGGUUAGCACGUCUCAGGACUCUUCAUCAUUGUGCCUUUGGUCUACGGGCGUUUUCUUCAGAACUUCAGAAGGUAGGUUGUCAUGUGAUGCAUGUGAUGGAGUUGUCUAUGAGGUUGUUUAUUCGUUUUCCUUGAAACAGUUCUUCACUGACAGAAAAAGCUUUUGUUUUUGUUUAGCAUGACAACUGAAGACUAUUUCGAUAUUAGACAUAAGGGAUAUUAAAUUUGUUUAUGUUUCAGCCCGACCCUAAAUUUAUUCAGCCCACUCAAGCUCAAUCAUACUCGGCAUAUGUUAAUAAAAUGAUCGAGAACCCCUCUUGGGAGCCAUAUUGGUUGAUCAGACUGAAAAAGAAGUUGGGGAUGAAGACGGACCUGGAGAAAAAUCUCGACAGUGAAUUAAAGGCUGUAUGUUGGUCUUAAUACUACUAAAUUUUAUGUUUAGUUAUUGGACAAAGCAGCAACGUUACUCUACUAUGAUUGUGCCGACAACUUCCCGUAUCUUAGGCUUAUUCAUGGUAAGGGUGAUGUAACGGAAUCUUCUCAAGAUGUUUAUGUUAUGUCCAUGUCUUAUAUAGACGUUUUUAGAGUUUAAUCUCCCUGAUUACAUGAGUUCUUGGUAUAAAUUGACUCUACUACAUGUAUGGUAAGCCAGUUUUUUUAUUAGACUACCUUAUAAAGUAACACAUGCAUACUUGACGUUUGUUUUUUUUAGUAUGUGCCUAUUUAAAAUGCAGUCCAGUCUUGAUGCAGCAGCCUACCAUCAGCUGAGAGACUCGAUGUUAAAUACCUUAUGGUUUGAUGUGGAUAAAAGAUUGGAACUUUUAUCAGUAUGUGCAAAUUUACGGUUUUUAGUUGUUUUAGGAAGAAUUUGAGUACAAAUUGAAUGCAAAGAAGGAUAUGAAAGUACUGCAUGCUGUCUAUAUUCAAGCUUUAUUUGAGUACGAUGAGGUAAGAUUUUAUACUCUCGCCAUCUGUUUCCUAAACCCCUUCCAGAAAGAAAGCAAUUUUUUGCGGACCUUUUUGCCUAGCGGACCUUUUCGGACUUACGCAUUGUAUUCGGUUUAAAAUUGUCUGCCCGAAAAUCGAAUGUAGUGUUGGACAAAAGACUUGGGCUGCUGUUUGGUGUGGCUGUAGAUUCUCAAAUUUAAAGCCUUUUGACGUUUCUAAAUUUUUUAAUUUUGUCACGCUUCUAAAUUUUUUGGAUUUUAUCCGUUAUGGACGUUAGAAUAUUAAUUUUUUUGACGAAGUUUUUGCCUUAACUUUCAAAAUCUCGACUUACCGUAGCUUAUUGGCAAAUUUUAUUUUUGUUUGGGGCCAAACCUUUUUCCCAAUUUUGCGGAUUUAAAAAUUUUUUAUAUUUAUGCCCUACGGGGUUCACCGCUUAGGACAGGGUUUUUUUCAGUUUUUUUAUUUGGUCCCAUUCUACUCAAAAUUUUAAGAUUUCUGUUUGCCACAAAUAUCUUCCAUCGUUCCAGAGAUACGACUGAUUUUCGGCAUUUUUUGAAAUCUUUUGUUUAUGACCAUGAAGAUGGCGCGAACCACAAAAGUGGCGCACUGUAUGUAAUUUCGAUUUACAUCAUCAAAUAUUUAGGGAUUCCUAUCUAAUGAUUGUAUACUGGCUGGUGCUUUAUGGAGGAACUUGUUCAUGUCGAAGCCUGUAGAACCCAUCUAUUUGAAUAACGCUGUCAGAUACACAAGAGCAACGGUAAGACGCCUUUUAUCAAUUUUUCGAGUUUUUUGCUCGUAUCCUUGUUUUCAGAUAGCCUUUUUGGACUCCCUUGAAAUUAAUGAAAUAAUUGUGGGCGGAGUUAAGCGAUGGGAACCGGCGGAACAACUCCGCCUCGAGUAG
Bursaphelenchus xylophilus (pine wood nematode) is the source of this 1855-nucleotide messenger RNA. The record is from the annotation of a GenBank genome assembly. Lineage: Eukaryota; Metazoa; Nematoda; Chromadorea; Rhabditida; Aphelenchoididae.